AUGGCGCCUGACACUGAGGGCUCAGAUAUCGAAGAUGAUGAGGAUGAUACGAAACCCGAUCUCAGAACAUUAUUAUCAGAGAACUUUAUCAAAAGCGCAUUCGAAAAGACGCCGCACAAAUUUGUGCCCGAGGGUAUCAUCUACGAGCUGAUCACAGAGGAAAGCAUCAGUGAGGCUUUGGAGAUGCAUGCGGGCACACGCGGAGAUGCCGAACUAGUGGAAUUCAUACGCAUGCAUGCGAAGAAGGUUUUCGCAAUCUUCAUCUACACGCGACCAACCAAGUUGCUCGCAGCACUGAAUUGGUGGAGAAAAAAGGAUAUGGACGACCGCGAUCUACCAAUCAGUGUCCAUCCGGGAUGGAGGAAGCAGGCCUGGUUUGCGGAAUUUUGCGAACACCAGUGGAAAUUCCUCGCUCCAGUCUUUUCGACAGCCCGGUAUAACCACAACCUCGAAGAAGAUCAUAUCUUACCUUUUGUUUCGAAAGAAUCGGACUCUGGUAGAGGAUCGUUCGGCGCUCUUUUGGACCGUAGUACCUUCGCGGUCAAGGAGAUUCAGUCUUCUGAUAAUGCACAAGAGGUUGCGGAACAUUGGGAAAGAGAGGUCAAAGCCCUCCGGACCAUGAACGAGUUGAGCCAAGAACAUAUUGUUCGCUUCAUAACAGCUUUCCGACGCCGUAGAGGCAAGGACGGACAAGACCACUACCUCAUGUUCGAGUGGGCCGAUGGGGGAAAUCUCCGCAGUAUGUGGAAAAGGGUGCCUUCACCAACACUGACGGUAGCAUUGGUCAAAGAUGCCAUGUUCCAGAUAUUGGGACUUGCCAGGGCACUCGAGGCCGCUCAUAACCUAAACAAUACCGGCGCAUCAUACCGCCAUGGAGAUAUCAAACCCGAAAACAUCCUAUGUUUCAAUAACGGGCGUACGAUUGGCACCCUGAAGAUCGGCGACUGGGGCGAAGCGAAAGAGCACGGGCAGGUCACGGAGAUGCGUCCUAGUAAAACAACAGCAAAAUAUGGCACUCGUGUCUACGAGGCGCCUGAAGUCGAAACGGGCGUAAGAGCUAAAUAUCUGGGUCAGUCAACGAAGCGUCGCUCACGUCUAUACGAUAUCUGGGCGAUGGGAUGCAUCACUUUCGAAUUCACCAUCUGGCUAUUGCAAGGGCAUGAGGGGCUUACUCGGUUCCGCCGCGACCUUGGAGAAGCAAGUUUCUACGAGAUCAGCGUCCAGAAUGGAAAGAAGGAAGCUCAAGUGCACAAAGCUGCCACAUACUGGAUGGAUAGAAUGGGAGAGGAUCCCAGAUGUCAGGCCGGUAGUACAGCGAUAGGGGAUCUCCUGGAACUAGUGAGAACAGCAUUACUGGUCGUCAAGCUUCCACGAAGACUUGGCACGAACAUAUCAGAUCACACUGAACGAUCUCGUACCGACUCCGUAGUUUCGGAGGCGAGAUUUGAAGCAAGUGCUCGUCCCGCCAGCGAAACACCUUUUGGCCCGGGAGACGUCCCAGAUAUACCACCUGCAGUAGGCGUUCCCUCCUUCAGUAUCACUCCGGCGGAUCCAGAGCCUGAAAGAAUUCCAAUACAACCCGAGCCAGAAGCUAAAGGUCCCGCUCGAUGCCUCGCAAAUGAAUUUCGCUCCCGAAUGGAAGGAAUUAUCGCAGAAGACCCGGACGAAGAUGAAGGCUACUGGCUCACAUACUGGGUGCAGCCUUUGGAACUUCGCCCAACCUCAGACCUAGUGUUGCCACCUUCUCCUACCACGGAAGUUUACUCUGGCGAGGUCUCUCAGAAGCCAGACUGGGAACAGUGCCAAGACAGCUCUGACGGAUUGAUCGCUCCCUCUCAGAGGAGGAUAGACUACGCGCAUCCAGAACUCGAUGAGGAUGACUGGAAGUACCAGUCUGGCAAUGACGUUGUUUCAGAUUUGUUCGCCCAGCUCAAGGAGAGCAAGUCACUGGAACCAAGCGACAAUGUCGACAACUUCAAAGACCAUGUGCUUGACGGUGAGCUGCACCAGCGUGGCUGGGUCUUACAGGAGCAUGCUCUCGCUCGUCGAACCCUUUUCUUUACUGAGCAUCAAACUUACUUCGAGUGCGGCAAUGGCGUGCGCUGCGAGACGUCAACGAGAUUAAACAAGUAA
Alternaria metachromatica is the source of this 2133-nucleotide messenger RNA. RefSeq lists its product as uncharacterized. Gene Ontology annotation, biological process: peptidyl-serine phosphorylation; peptidyl-threonine phosphorylation. The record is from RefSeq and is a predicted model, not a curated record. Gene Ontology annotation, molecular function: ATP binding; protein serine/threonine kinase activity. NCBI's taxonomy places the organism in Eukaryota, Fungi, Ascomycota, Dothideomycetes, Pleosporales, Pleosporaceae. The transcript has 4 exons. Bases 1 to 2133 code for a protein of 710 amino acids.